UGCCAGCAUUGGCCAUCUCCUAAUUCCUUUUUAAGCAAAGACAAAGCUUAACCGUCCAAACCAUGCUCUAAAUAGGAAAGCUGAGAAAGGUUCGUUCCCGGGCCGUACCAAAUCCCACUUUCAGUUUUCAACUCGUUGCUCAGCUUCCUCCGGCAUUACUUGUAUAUAUACCACUGUCACUUUUCGCAAAUUCCUCAAGCUUUUUGGCUCUGUUGUCAUUCCACAAAGCACUCAUUAGAAGAAGAAGAGACAAGAAAAACAAAGAGAAAGUCCUAAAAAAGCCUUUAAACAUGGGCCCCACGAGUCUCCUCCUUUGCUUUUCUGUUUUGCUAGCUCUCUCUUCGGCCGCUCAGGCUUACAAUAUCACCAGGUUGUUGGCACAAUAUCCAGAUUUUGGGUUGUUCAACCAAUACAUCGGUGAUUCCAGCCUCGCCGGUGAGAUCAACGGACGCGGUACCGUCACGGUUUUGGCCGUCGACAACUCAUCGCUCUCUUCCAUCUCCGGCCGGUCCAAAGACUCCAUCAAGGCCAUCGUCAGCGCCCACAUCAUCCUCGACUACUACGACGAGAAGAAGCUCAUGAACAUCCAGAACGACAGCACCACAUUGACCACUCUCUACCAGUCCAGCGGCGUCGCAAAUAAUAACCAGGGUUUCCUCCUCGUGUACAACGCCGGCGGCGGCCAUUUCUACUUCGGUUCCGCGGUGAAAGGCGCUCCUCUCAACGCUCAGUUCGUGAAGACCGUCACUACUCAGCCUUACAACAUCUCCGUUCUCCAGGUUUCUCAGCCUAUCAUCCCCCCAGGCAUUGAUGCUCAGAGUCCAUGGCCCGCACCUGGAGCUCACACCACUUUCCCACCGAAGCAGGACGACGGUUCGGAGGCACCGGCGGAGUCUCCGUCCGAUGAUGAUAGCGAGGCCGAUGCACCAAGUGAUGACACUGGUGAUGGUGAUGCCGAAGCUCCAUCCCCUUCACCGAGCAGUGCACCUGUACCUGCACCGGCAGAUGCUCCGGGACCGUCCGAUGAUUCGGCUGCCGAUGACAGCGACUCGUCUUCUCCGAGCAGCUCCACACGCGUCAAGAUGGGAUUGGUGGGAACAGCCAUGGCCGUCGCUUCCCUUUUGGUCGCCUUGUGACUCGAAUGAAGGAAUGAAUGAGAAAGGGAAAGAAAAGAAAGGACAAGGAAGAGGAAGAGGAAGAGGAGGAAGGACAUAGUUGUCACUGGAAUAACGUGCGGGGAAAAAAAGGUGGAAAACGUUUGAGAAAAACAAGUGUGGGUGAUUAAUUAAUAAAAAUUCAUCAAAAUAAAUUAAAAGAGUGUUAAAAGUCUAACACAUAUUUAUUUUUGGGGGGUUUUUAUUGGGUUUCUCGUUCAUU
Messenger RNA from Neltuma alba, 1377 nucleotides. RefSeq names its product fasciclin-like arabinogalactan protein 3. The record is from RefSeq and is a predicted model, not a curated record. Lineage: Eukaryota; Viridiplantae; Streptophyta; Magnoliopsida; Fabales; Fabaceae. Gene Ontology annotation, cellular component: plasma membrane. The transcript has a single exon. Bases 291 to 1136 code for a protein of 281 amino acids.